ACAUCAACCCCUGCUGCUACUCCUCCCGCCACGACUACAUCGGUCGCCGUGACGUCGAAAAAGAGGCGCCGCUAUGAGCAAUCACACCUGCCAUUUGCACCGCCUCCUCCUAAGCCCCCACUCCGCCACCGCCGGAGCGUGUCACUGCACCGUCAGCGAAACCGACAGUUGCGGAGAAGACGGCGAGGGCAUACGAAAAGGCGCAACAUAAGUACACCAAUGAUUGGCUCCCGAAAUUCCCAUGGCUGGUCCUUGAUAAAAAUGACGACGGAAUCCCGUGCUUGCGUUGCAGUGUUUGCAUGGAGCAUGGUGCAGUGCAUGCAAGAUACGGGCGUGAGGGCAGUGGCGGUCGGGAUCUGCAAGUCGGCUCGAUGCGCUGGCACCAGGAGAGUCAGAAGCAUGAAGACGCGGUGAGGAAGCAACAACACCUGCUGACAGAAGUGGAGAACCAGAAGAGGAUGGAAGACUUUGUUGCGAAUGACCCAGAGGGAGCGCGCAUCAUUCGGCUACUCCGCGCCAUGUUAUUCAUCUGCAAGGAAGAUGCGCCCAUCAGCAUGUUCACCCGCCUCGUGGGCUUCAUGGCGCAUGAAGGGGUGAAGGACGUUCCUAAGCAGAGCUACGGUGUCUACAUAACACAGUACGGCUUCAAGGAGAUGGUGAAAGCCAUGGUGGCUUUCUUGCAGGCGCAACAGAUGUCGCAUAUUCACGCAUCUCCAUUCAUCGGCCUCAGUUGUGACGAAAGCACCGACAGAACGCGGGGGAAGCACUUGAUCCUGUUUGCAACAUUUCUGAAGAAGCGGAAAGUGGUCACCGAGUUCCUAGCUUUGCUGACCGUGGACAAGUGCGACGCGGCUUCUCUGCAGGCGAUCAUCCUCUCCCACCUCGAGACCCUCGGCGUCGAUCUCCAGAAGAUCUCUGGCAUCAGUACGGAUGGGGCUUCUGUGAUGACAGGCGAGCAUCAUGGCUUGGUGGCUCGCUUACGAAUGCGCAUCCCGCACCUCGUGGGCGUCCAUUGCAUCGCCCAUAGAGAGUCCCUGGCUGUCAAGGAUGCUGCCGCGGCCUUCCCGGACUUCAAGAUCAUCGAUGCCGUCAUCCGCGCAUUGGGGGAGAUUGUUGGCCGUUCCACCCCAUGGUAUGAGCGCUUCAAGCACCUGCAGAUGGUCAUCCACAACACCAACCUGGAGCAUCAAGGACUCUACCUUAUCCGGUGGCUCUCACGUGGCGAUGCAAUCAAGAGGCUCUGCAGCAUUCUCGGAGCGGCGAUCGUUGUCCUCAUCGAGUACAACCACAAGCUGGCACCGGUUGUGAAGACGCUGAAAUUUCACUACUGCCUGUACUUCCUCGCUGACGUCCUCGCCGAGAUGAACACCCUCAACAGGUUCUUUCAGAGGCGCUCUGUAAGUGGUGGUUUUAACGGGACGUACUUUUGUUUGGCGUAUCUCGUUGCACUGUUGCACAGUCUUGCUAUGUGUUUAACUUGGUAGUCAUGUGCGUGAGUUUAAUUCCUUGCAUUUUGUACCUCCGCCUGCCCUAUGCCCCUUCCGUCAGGUGGACAUCACCCUGGUGUCCCAGGAGGUUGACCGCACGGUCACCUACAUCCGGCACCGUUACAUCGAGUACGGUGCGACAUUCGGGGGGGGAUGAGCAAGAGGCUGACCAAGUUCCUGCAGCGGCAUGCCAGCGGCAAGCGCAGCAUCGUCGUCGAUGGCAUGGACAACGACGGAAGUCCCUGCACGCACGCAUUCGAACUCUCGGAGGAAAAGCUACCCGGCCACAAGUUCGGCGGCAGCAUGUCGGACUGUGAGGACCUUUGCUCUGCGUUCGCCAAAGACAUGGUGGCGAAUGUGGAGCAGAGGCUGUGGGAUCUGAAGCGGAUGGGCGGCGCGGGACUGUUCAAAGUUGAGUGCUGGCCGAAGAAGGCAGAAGUGCGCGAGCGGCGACAUCUCUCCUGGCUCGCAUCCAACGUCGCCCUCUUCGACCACAAGCU
Closterium sp. NIES-67 is the source of this 1987-nucleotide messenger RNA. The record is from the annotation of a GenBank genome assembly. Lineage: Eukaryota; Viridiplantae; Streptophyta; Zygnematophyceae; Desmidiales; Closteriaceae.